AAGUUGUGGCUCCUGGACGGUGUGACAUUGGGGGUCUCUGUUCUCAUACCAGCUGCUUCUCUAGUCUGACUCUCUCUUUUCCAUCAAGGGGAUAUAGAAGAUCUUUCACACCAAGAACAGCUCCGGCAGAGCCUCAGCUAUGGCUAGUGAUGGGGAAUUGUCGGUUUUUGGGGAGGCCGCCCCCUUCUUGCGGAAAUCAGAGAAGGAAAGAUUGGAGGCUCAAAACAAACCGUUUGAUGCCAAAAACAGUUGCUUUGUUGACGAAGUCAAGGAGCUGUAUGUGAAAGGUCUCAUCACGGGCCGCGAUGGCGGUAAAGUCACUGUAAAGACCGACGAUGGGAGGGAACUAACUGUUAAAGACAGCCAGGUGUACCCCCAAAAUCCUCCCAAGUUCGAUAAAAUUGAAGACAUGGCCAUGAUGACCCAUCUGAAUGAGGCCUCCGUGCUGUUUAACCUCAAAGAGCGUUACGCGGCCUGGAUGAUCUACACCUACUCUGGACUGUUCUGCGUCACGGUGAACCCCUACAAGUGGCUGCCAGUGUACAACCCCAUAGUGGUCGAUGGGUACAGAGGGAAGAAGCGUAUGGAAGCCCCACCACACAUCUUCUCCAUCUCUGAUAAUGCUUAUCAGUUUAUGUUAACAGAUCGUGAAAAUCAGUCCAUCCUGAUUACUGGUGAAUCGGGAGCUGGAAAGACGGUGAACACCAAGCGUGUCAUCCAGUACUUUGCAACAAUUGCAGCAGUCGGGGAUGCAGGGAAGAAGAAGGAGCAAGUCAACAGUUUAAAGGGCACACUAGAAGAUCAAAUCAUCCAGGCCAACCCCCUGCUGGAAGCCUUCGGUAAUGCCAAAACCGUGAGAAAUGACAACUCCUCCCGUUUUGGUAAAUUCAUCAGAAUCCAUUUUCGAACCACGGGAAAACUGUCUUCAGCAGAUAUUGAGACCUACUUGCUGGAAAAAUCCAGAGUAACCUUCCAGCUUUCGGCUGAGAGAAGCUACCACAUCUUCUACCAGAUCUUGACCAACAAGAAGCCAGAACUUAUUGAAAAUCUUCUCCUCACUACCAAUCCAUAUGACUACUCCACCAUCAGCAUGGGAGAGAUUUCUGUCAAGAGUAUUGAUGAUGAGGAGGAAUUGAUGGCUACAGAUAGUGCUAUUGACAUCCUGGGAUUUACACCAGAGGAAAAGAUGGGUAUCUACAAGAUGACGGGAGCUGUAAUGCACCAUGGCAAUAUGAAAUUCAAGCAAAAGCAGCGUGAGGAACAGGCUGAGCCCGACGGCACAGAAGUUGCUGAUAAAAUUGGCUACUUGAUGGGUCUGAACCCGGCAGACCUGUUGAAGGCUCUGUGCUACCCCAGGGUCAAGGUUGGGAAUGAAUAUGUCACCAAGGGACAAACUGUGCAACAGGUGUAUAACGCCAUUGGUGCGAUCAGUAAGUCUGUUUUUGAAAAGUUGUUCUUGUGGAUGGUCACCCGUAUCAACCAACAGUUGGACACCAAACAACCAAGACAAUACUUCAUUGGCGUGCUGGAUAUUGCUGGGUUUGAGAUCUUCGAUUACAACAGUCUGGAACAGCUUUGCAUUAACUUCACCAAUGAGAAGCUGCAGCAGUUCUUCAACCACCACAUGUUUGUCCUGGAACAAGAGGAGUAUAAGAAGGAAGGAAUUGAUUGGGAGUUCAUUGAUUUCGGCAUGGACCUGGCCGCCUGCAUUGAGCUUAUUGAGAAGCCAAUGGGCAUCUUCUCCAUCCUGGAAGAAGAGUGCAUGUUCCCCAAAGCUACUGACACUUCCUUCAAGAACAAGCUCUACGACCAACAUCUGGGCAAGUGCAAGAACUUCGAGAAGCCAAAGCCUGGCAAAGGAAAGGCUGAAGCUCAUUUCGCCCUGGUGCACUAUGCUGGCACUGUGGAUUACAACAUCACUGGCUGGCUGGACAAGAAUAAGGACCCACUGAAUGAGACUGUCAUUGGGCUCUACCAGAAGUCUCCAGUGAAGCUCUUGGCCUUCCUGUACUCUUCCUAUGCUGCAACCGAUGCUGCAGAUGCUGGAGCCAAGGGGAAGAAGAAGAAGGGGUCAUCUUUCCAGACUGUCUCUGCCCUGUUCAGAGAAAAUCUGAACAAGCUCAUGAGCAACCUAAGGAGCACUCACCCUCACUUUGUGCGUUGCUUGAUUCCUAAUGAGUCAAAAACUCCAGGAAUCAUGGAGAACCAUCUGAUCAUCCACCAGCUGAGAUGUAAUGGUGUGCUGGAGGGUAUAAGAAUCUGCAGAAAGGGUUUCCCCAGCAGAAUCCUCUAUGGUGACUUCAAGCAACGGUACAAGGUCCUAAACGCUAGCGCAAUCCCAGAUGGACAAUUUAUUGAUAGCAAGAAGGCUUCUGAGAAGCUCCUUGGUUCUAUUGAUGUGGAUCACACCCAGUACAAGUUUGGACACACUAAGGUAUUCUUUAAAGCUGGUCUCCUGGGUACUCUGGAAGAAAUGAGAGAUGACAAGCUGGCCCAACUCAUCACUCGUACUCAGGCCCUCUGCCGGGGCUUCCUGAUGAGAGUUGAAUUCAAAAAGAUGAUUGAGAGAAGGGAUGCCAUCUACGUCAUCCAGUACAAUGUCAGGUCCUUCAUGAAUGUCAAGCACUGGCCAUGGAUGAAGCUGUAUUUUAAGAUUAAACCUCUCCUGAAGAGUGCCGAGACUGAGAAGGAGAUGGCCAACAUAAAGGAGGAGUUUGAUAAGACCAAAGUAGCCCUAGCUAAGUCCGAAAAGAGAACGAAAGAAUUGGAGGAGAAAAUGGUUUCUCUGCUGCAAGAGAAGAACGACCUUGUCCUCCAUGUGCAAUCAGAAGGAGAAAGCUUGGCUGAUGCAGAGGAAAGGUGUGAAGGCCUCAUCAAGAACAAAAUUCAACUGGAAGCCAAAAUCAAAGAGAUCAAUGAAAGGCUUGAAGACGAGGAGGAAAGCAAUGCUGAGCUAACGGCCAAGAAGAGGAAGCUGGAAGAUGAGUGCUCAGAACUGAAGAAAGACAUUGAUGACUUAGAACUUACCUUGGCCAAAGUUGAGAAGGAAAAGCAUGCCACCGAAAAUAAGGUAAAAAACCUUAGUGAGGAAAUGGCGGCACUGGAUGAGAACAUCGCAAAACUUUCCAAGGAGAAGAAAUCUCUCCAAGAGGCUCACCAACAGACUCUUGAUGACCUUCAGGCAGAGGAGGACAAAGUCAACUCUCUAUCUAAGGCUAAAACCAAACUGGAGCAACAAGUGGAUGAUCUGGAAGGUUCCCUGGAGCAAGAGAAGAAACUUCGCCUUGACCUUGAAAGAGCCAAGAGGAAACUUGAAGGAGAUCUGAAGCUUUCCCAAGAAACCGUCAUGGACCUUGAAAAUGAGAAGCAACAAGCUGAGGAAAAAAAUAAGAGGAAGGACUUUGAGUUAAGCCAGCUGCAAGGAAAGAUUGAGGAUGAACAGUCCUUGGGAUUGCAACUGCAGAAAAAGAUCAAAGAGCUGCAGGCCCGCAUUGAAGAAGUUGAGGAGGAGAUAGAAGCAGAGCGCGCUGCUCGGGCCAGGAUUGAGAAACAGAGAUCAGACCUCUCCAGAGAACUUGAGGAGAUCAGCGAAAGGCUGGAGGAAGCUGGAGGCGCAACCUCGGCUCAGAUUGAGCUGAACAAGAAACGCGAGACAGAGUUCCAGAAACUGAGACGUGACCUGGAAGAGGCCACCCUUCAAAAUGAAGCCACCUCCGCUGCCCUGCGUAAGAAGCAUGCUGACAGUGUCGCUGAGCUUGGGGAACAGAUCGACAACCUCCAGAGAGUUAAGCAGAAGCUGGAAAAAGAGAAAAGCGAGUUCAAGAUGGAAAUCGAUGACCUUGCCAGCAACUUGGAGAAUAUCUCAAAAUCGAAGGCCAACCUUGAAAAAGUGAACCGUGUUCUUGAGGAUCAGCUGAGUGAGAUUAAGUCCAAGGACGAUGCGCAACAAAGACUCAUCAAUGACCUAUCAACCCAGAAGGCCCGUUUCCAGACUGAAAAUGGUGAGCUGUCACGUCAAUUAGAGGAAAAGGAAUCUCUAAUUUCUCAACUGACGAGGGGAAAACAAGGUUUUACCCAGCAUACCGAGGAACUGAAGAGACAGCUGGAGGAGGAAACCAAGGCAAAGAACGCUCUUGCUCAUGCUCUGCAAUCAUCUCGCCAUGACUGUGAUUUGCUCCGCGAGCAAUAUGAGGAGGAACAGGAAGCCAAGGCAGAGCUUCAGAGAGCUUUGUCCAAGGCCAAUGGCGAAGUUGCCCAAUGGAGAACCAAGUAUGAGACUGAUGCCAUUCAACGCACAGAAGAACUAGAAGAGGCCAAGAAAAAGCUUGUUCAGCGUCUUCAGGAUGCCGAGGAACAAGUGGAGGCUGUGAAUUCCAAGUGUGCCUCCCUGGAUAAGACCAAACAGAGGCUGCAGGCUGAAGUUGAGGACCUGAUGGUUGACGUUGAGAGGGCGAAUAGCGCAGCCGCUGCUCUUGAUAAGAAGCAGAGGAACUUUGAUAAGGUUCUAGCAGACUGGAAACAAAAGUAUGAAGAGGGUCAGGCCGAGCUGGAGGCCACUCAGAAAGAGGCCCGAACUCUGAGCACUGAGAUCUUCAAGAUGAAGAAUGCCUACGAGGAGUCCUUAGAGCAUCUAGAGACUCUAAAACGGGAAAAUAAGAACUUGCAACAGGAGAUCUCAGACCUAACCGAACAGAUCGUUGAAUCCGCAAAGUCAAUCAAUGAGCUGGAGAAGUCCAGGAAGCAAGUGGAACAAGAGAAAAGUGAUCUGCAAGCUGCCUUGGAGGAAGCUGAGGGAUCUCUGGAACACGAAGAGUCCAAGAUUCUCCGCAUCCAGCUGGAGCUGAACCAGGUGAAGUCUGAAGUAGACAGGAAAAUUGCAGACAAAGAUGAGGAGCUGGAACAGCUCAAGAGGAACAGCCAGAGAGUUAUCGACACCAUGCAGAGCACACUGGACGCUGAGAUCAGAAGCCGCAAUGACGCCCUGAGGCUGAAGAAGAAGAUGGAAGGAGACUUGAAUGAGCUGGAGAUUCAGCUGAGCCACGCCAACCGCCAAGCCGCUGAGUCACAGAAACAGCUGAGAAACGUUCAGGCACAGCUCAAGGAAACACAACUUCAUCUUGAUGAUGCCCUCAGAGGCCAGGAAGAUCUGAAAGAGCAGUUGGCAGUGGUGGAACGCAGAAAUAACCUGCAACAGGCUGAGAUUGAGGAGAUGCGGUCUGCCCUGGAACAGACAGAGAGGUCCCGCAAGGUGGCUGAGCAGGAGCUCCUCGAUGUCAGCGAACGUGUCCAGCUUCUUCACUCCCAGAACACAAACCUCAUCAACACCAAGAAGAAGUUAGAGUCUGAUGCCAGCCAGCUUCAGAAUGAAGUUGAGGAAUCCAUCCAAGAGGCCAGGAACGCUGAGGAGAAAGCCAAGAAGGCCAUCACUGACGCGGCUUUGAUGGCAGAGGAGCUGAAGAAGGAGCAGGAUACCAGCGCCCACUUAGAGAGGAUGAAGAAGAACCUUGAACAGACAGUGAAGGACUUACAGCAUCGCCUGGACGAAGCAGAGCAGCUGGCUCUGAAGGGUGGCAAGAAGCAGCUGCAGAAACUGGAAUCUAGAGUGCGUGAAUUAGAGAACGAGUUGGAAAAUGAACAGAAGCGCAGCGUGGAAGCGAUUAAAGGCGUCCGAAAAUAUGAAAGAAGACUGAAGGAGCUGUCUUACCAGACCGAAGAGGACAAGAAAAACAGUAUCAGACUUCAGGAUCUGGUGGACAAACUCCAGCUUAAGGUGAAAGCCUACAAGAGACAGGCAGAGGAGUCGGAGGAACAAGCCAACUCCCACCUCUCUCGCUUCAGGAAAGUCCAGCACGAGCUGGAGGAGGCUGAGGAACGGGCUGAUAUCGCCGAGUCCCAAGUGAACAAACUCAGAGCGAAGAGCCGCGAUAUUAGCAGCAAGAAAGGAGACAGCGAGGAAUGAAAGACUCAUCCAAUACAAGAGGACUACGGAAUUUGCAGAAUGUGAAUUUUCAGUCUUCUCUAAAACCCCUCACCCCAACCCUUUACCUGUACAAAUAAACUAUUUCUAGCUUUCAAAAAAAA
Molecule: messenger RNA, 6081 nt
Organism: Pseudophryne corroboree (corroboree frog)
Lineage: Eukaryota; Metazoa; Chordata; Amphibia; Anura; Myobatrachidae
Product: myosin-4-like
Exons: 40
Coding region: 140-5959 (1939 amino acids)
Biological process (GO): muscle contraction
Cellular component (GO): myosin II complex; myosin filament; cytoplasm
Molecular function (GO): ATP binding; actin filament binding; microfilament motor activity
Source: RefSeq, a predicted model, not a curated record